CCCUAGAAAGUAAUGUUCCUAGUGUGUGGAGACGAAAUUUUAAAUGGGUUAGAAGAAACUUGAUGGAUAGAGCUAAACUGGUUUGGUGAAGAAAGCUAUGCUAUGUUCUUUAAUGCAAACAUAUCUGAAAGAAAACGGCGAUAUAGGCAGCAAGAACCGUAUGUUACAACGCACGUGGACUCGUAUAUCAGUUGUAAUGUAACCAGUUAGUAAGCUACCUUCACAGUCUCGUGCUUGAUCGAACGAUGUUAAAUCUUCGCGAUUCUGCUGGCUUGUGAUAAAUGGUUGGAUUGAAUAGUGCAACUGGGGACCAACGAUGACCUCUCUUGAUGAGAUAGAGCAACAUAAGAACUACAGCUGGACUGUUGCAUUUGCUACUAUUUAUCUUACUCGUAGCCAUAUCUUUGGAUGCUGCUGCCAGCUAGCUAACUUAAUUUCUUGCAACUAAUGAAUAGCUAAACGCCUAAAAUGCCACUGCAAAUAGGUGACUUGGUCGACAUGUCGGUAGCUAAUCACGUGGUUACUUGUUUGUACACAGGGGUACAACCAUAGCUUUAAUAUGAAUGACCAAGUUUCCAUAUGAUUGAGAAGCAGCUAUAGUUAACUAGCUACUCCCACACUGCAAUUUGGUCUCGCACUGGCGGCCUCCGAGUUACAGUCCACGCAGUCUAGCUAGCUGAAUUUCUACUAGUACUACGUCUACUUGUCAAGAAUAGGAGGCGGUGGCAGCUGUGGUGUACAUUUCUGCGUUCUUUAUAGAGAUCACUGCCAGGGUGAAAUACUGCAGUUCAUGUUUCAACAAGAAGUCAGUGUACUAUCUUUUAUGUCCGUCCUGUUCUUACCUUUUCCAAAACGAGAAGAGGAAUAUGUCUAGAUAUAACAUUUACAGCCUUUUAGACUGGUUGUAUGGCGGCGUGGACCCGAAGUUUGAAGGCAACGGGGGCCCAGAAUGUGCCGCCUUUCUUGCACCCCAACAACGUCUCGGCGAGAGUUUUGUCAUGGUUCUGAUUUCCAUCGUGGAAGUUGUCGUCGCACUGAGGAAAAUCAACAUUUCUAAAGAACUCAACGAGAUAACGAAAGAUGGUCCAAGCAUAAAAGAGGACAGUUUGGGCAAGAACCUGUUGCUGGUUGCUUUGUGUAUGACGUUUGGAGUUGAGGUUGGAUUCAAAUUCGCCAAAAAGACAGUGAUAUACCUACUGAAUCCUUGUCAUGUUGUGACCAUGUUGCAGAUCUUCUUGCUGGCCUGUCCGCCAUGUAAAACAGCCAUGGUCCUCUUUAGGCUUCAGGUCCAUAUGCUGAACGGUGCCCUACUGGCCCUCGUCUUCCCUGUGGUCAACACUAGGCUGCUUCCAUUUGAGAAGGAGGUCUACUACAUCCAGCAUUCCUUGCUCUACCUGGUGCCUGUAUACCUCUUCAGGAAAGGAGGUGUGUACAAGCCAGAGCCCCUGGGGGACAUGUGGUGGGCUAUCCUCUCCACUGGCAUCCUGUUCCUUUAUCACUUCCUGUUCCUGCAGGGCCUGGGCCUGAUGACCGAGGUCAAUCUGAACAACAUGCUGUGUCCAGCAGUGUCAGAUCCAUUUUAUGGGCCUUGGUACCGGGUUUGGGCUGCGGGUCACCAGACCCUGUUGACCCUGGUCCAUGGGAAGGCCCUGACCCUCCUCUCCCACCACACCGGCCCCACCUGCAGGUACUUGCUGGACACCGCCAGACUGCGCAGCAAGAAGAUUGACUGAACAUCCACACACAGAGACAAACACGAACGUAGCCUUUUCCAAUCCAAACGCCUGUUAUGUUGGGAUUUUCUAUCCACAUUUUUAAUGCAGCUGUACCACCUUUACCAUAUUUAUUUACUGUAAAGAAAUAAUCAUUUCAGAGUCAAUGAAAUAUCAUUCCUUUAGUGUUUGUGCUGGAUUGCAUUAUAUGCAUGCACAAUCAUGGGCGCCUGAUUUUGUCUAAAAGUGGGGGUGCAAAUGCUUGGAAGGGGGGGCUUGACUUUUUUUGGCACCGUUUGAAGCGCUGUCACCAUAAACAUUAAAACAAUUUACUUGUCUCAGCAGUGUACAUAUUUGAUUAAAAAAGGGUAGAAAUGGCUUAUUUGGUCAAAAUGACUUACCAAGCCAAGCACACAGACCAGGCACCAGGACAGGCGUUUAAGUGAUUAAGGGGUGCAGUUGAACUCGGUGAGGGGGGCACAAUUUUUAAGGGUUCUUGCAUUGGAAUUAUAUUGAAUUCUUAUCACGCUAUAACGUAAUAAACUAAGUUCAAAUGCAGAGACUCAGACCAGUGAGUACUUUUUGAAGUGACAGAUUAACGUGAAAUCUGUAGCCCAGCUCCACUGUGCUGUAUCAGCACAAUGGACAGCGCCCUACACAAGGCCAUUUUGGUAAUGAAUAUAGGCUACAAUAUAGGCUUUUUAUAAUGGGUGAAUUGCCUAAUGUGAAUGCAGGCGUACACACAGCCAUCUUACCAAAAUAAUGCUAACUAAAUGCUGAAAGUAGUAGACUAGUAACAAAAAUACUGAAUAGCAGUUUGGCUUAGAAAAACGACACAGCGAAUGUGAACAAAUGAAUGUGAACAGAACAAAACAGAGUUAGGUCUACCAUAGGCCUAUAAACAAACGCGGAUUGAUAAAGGCAUGACAGAAUCUAGGCUAGUUACAUUAACAGUAAACAAAAGGAGAAUGCAAAUAACCACAUCUUACAGCAGGGCUCUCCAACCCUGUUCCUCCCCCUGUAAUCAAUUAAGCAAUGCCGGCCUACCAUAAAUACGUUUCCAUUUCAGUUCCAUUUUAAAAACAUGAAAACCAAUAGGCUGCCAAGAAAGCCUACGUUCUAUUUCUAUGGUGAAAUGUAUCGAUAUGUAGCUGUCAUUUGGGUCCUUCCAUUAGAAUUAGAAUGAAUUCUGCUUAUCACAAUAAACGUAAAAGUUCAAAGGCCGAGACGAUUGAGUGCUCUAUCAGCACCAUGUACAGCGCCCUACACACUAAGCAAGCCCUUUUUGGCAAUGAAAAUAUAUUUGCCAUUCAUACUCUAGGUUGUUGCUGAAAAGGAUGUCACUGGCUAUACUACCAAGAUUAUGAUAAAAACCAACCAGCUAGAUUGUUUCUUACCUUUUCAGAAGAGUUGCAGCCUUUGAUGCUCUGUGGAACUUCCUGAGUAAUCAAUCAUUCCAUUCUCCCUGAAAUCUUCUUGUAAGAUUCCACACAAAUGCCAGUUGGAUUAGUUGAGCUUUCCUUGGGUGUAGCAUGCUUCGUCUGCUGACUAAACACAUUUGUCAAAGUGGAAAAGGAGUUUGUGCCAGUUGCCUAUCAUUAACACGUGUUGACACCUCAGUUCCCAUAGCACUUAAAACUUUGUUUUCUUUCCGCGGUGCAUUUCAAAUGCUUUAUGCGUUCCUAGCGAAUCCUUUUAUUCUAUCAAUAGCAUGCUUCCAGUUAGAAUACUUGGAAUAAGGCUCAGAAAACCUGCAGCUAGGGGAUAAUUCUUUGCUAACCUGGGCUGGCUUCUUUGUUCCAAGAUCAUCAGGAACAGGUGGAGGGGUCUGUGGAGACAUUAUGCUUGUGGCACUUGUGGAAGAGAGAGUAGGCUCUUGACUCCUGAGCUAGCUGGAGCUCGGCAGCAUCAUCACUGCUGGGCUUGGCGGCAGUUUCGUUUCUGAUCGUGGCAGAUUAGCUGGUUAGAGCAAAAUAGGCUAAUAACACUAACACCCUUUACAGCUAGCUAAGAAGCUAACUAAACUCUGUAGUGGUGGGGAUUUAACUGAACUUGACCUGCCCUUAUAAAUCAAAAUCAAAUGAGCCUAUUACAGGCAGAGGCGUAUCACAUUAUUCACGUAGCCUACCACAGAUGAGCAGCAUUUUCCCCACGCUUUUUAUGGAAACCAAACCCAAAGGAGUCAUACUUAACCGCCCAGUAGCUUUCCAUAGCCCACCUACACAUAUACACACACUCUGAGGUGCGCAGAUACUGAUUUUGCGCCAACCUGUCACUCGAUAAUUUGAACUUUUUUGCUGUUUUUAUAUAGAGACGUAAAACUGAAGUGGCACACGUUUUAACUUGAGGGGGCUAAGCCCCCUUUUGCCCCCUCGUGGAGCCGGGUCCGCAAGCAGAGCUGUUUUAUGGAGAUCCAAAUACCCUGUGCUUUUUUAUUUAGAACAUAGUCGCAUACAGACACCACUUGGCUACAUUAUAACCGUGAAGCGGCCAUUGUGCACUGGCAUAUGGGGCUCAGCCACAACUGUUACUUUGUUCCAUUUUUUUCAUUAAGUAACAAAUGUGAUUUAAUUGAUUUGAAGUUGGGGAAAAUAGAUGACAAAAAUGCAGAAUGGUGUUAAAUGCCUGUAAAUAGCUUGGGGAAUAUUUCACAGAUGUAAGCAUGUAAUAUUAGGCCUUCUGAUUAUUUCUCAAAUUGACAUAUACAUUUUAAUACAAACAUUACUAAUCAUUUAAAAUGAUCCAAUAGAUGAUAAUUUUCUGGUAAAAAAGUGGGGGUUUAAAACCGAUGUUUGCACCUCUAUUCUGAAAGUGGGGUUGUAGCUGCUCCAUUUUCCCCAUUGCUCAGGCGCCUAUGCGCACAAUGGUAAAGACUUCUGGAGUUUGGUAGUUCUUGAUGUGGGCCAUCCCAAUUUCAGUCCAUAACAUGUAGCCCAAUAUAUAUGUUCUAUAUACAUGAUCACAUAGUGCAUCUGUUUAUUGAUAACCUGCAUAGCUCUACGUUGGGACAGUAACUGGGAACCCCUGUUAUAAGGGAAGUAUUACAGCCCAUUGAAGAGGUUUUAAGUAGCAUUUGCAUUUCCUAUUCACUUUGAUCAUUGGAUCGCUCACAUUUUGUAAUGAGGGAUAUUUGUGUUACUUAACAAGUACACAUGUAAAUAAAAAAAGUGAUAUGGUUUACUUUUGUACACUUGUUUUUUUUCUGGGUGAAUGUGCACUGUUGUAUUUAUUGACAAUAAAAGUGAUUUUUGCCCUUUAA
This is a messenger RNA of Oncorhynchus nerka (sockeye salmon), 4971 nucleotides long. Its product is annotated as transmembrane protein 164-like. The coding region runs from base 867 to 1733 and encodes 288 amino acids. The transcript is spliced from 6 exons. The record is from RefSeq and is a predicted model, not a curated record. Lineage: Eukaryota; Metazoa; Chordata; Actinopteri; Salmoniformes; Salmonidae.